Molecule: messenger RNA, 468 nt
Organism: Electrophorus electricus (electric eel)
Lineage: Eukaryota; Metazoa; Chordata; Actinopteri; Gymnotiformes; Gymnotidae
Gene: fgf9
Product: fibroblast growth factor 9
Molecular function (GO): growth factor activity
Source: RefSeq, a predicted model, not a curated record
AUGGAUGUGUUGCUCUUGGCUUUCUACCUACCAGCUAGGUCACAUUCUGGUCCAGCCUCAAGAGAUAGUAUACAUCAGCUUCUGUAUUGCCGUGUUGGGAUUGGUUACCACCUGCAGAUCCUAACCAAUGGGAGUGUAGGGGGUGUUCAUGAACCAACUGAGUACAGUUGGUUGGGGGUGUUUGCAAUGAAGCCUGGAGUAGUGGGCAUAAGAGGUACAAAGAGCAGACUGUAUUUAUGCAUGAACGAAGAAGGAAUCGCCAAAGGAAUGAAAGAAUUUUCAUCUGACUGCCUGUUCAAGGAACACCUGGAGGAGAAUCAUUACACCACCUACUCGUCCGCGGCUUACCCAAACUUGUACCUGGCUGUGUCCCACCGAGGGCGACUGAAGAGGGGCAGUACGGUGAACCCACGCAAGGCCUGCACCCACUUCCUGCCCCGCAUGGCUAAACAGCAGCACUUUAACUAG